Lathyrus oleraceus (garden pea) is the source of this 1286-nucleotide messenger RNA. RefSeq names its product probable plastid-lipid-associated protein 10, chloroplastic. The record is from RefSeq and is a predicted model, not a curated record. The coding region runs from base 167 to 991 and encodes 274 amino acids. The transcript has 9 exons. Lineage: Eukaryota; Viridiplantae; Streptophyta; Magnoliopsida; Fabales; Fabaceae.
UUGAGUCUGGCGCCUUAGACCACUCGGCCAUCCUGACGAGUUGUUUAUGUAUUUCAUUGGUUUUUAUUAGUAGAAUAUAAAAUCGAAUUAAAAUAGAAUGUUGUGAAGUGGCUAAGGAACCAUAGGCGCAAGAGAGAAGAAGAAGUUGAGCAAAGAGGAAAAGAUAAUGGGAAUGGAGUUGCUGGCUUUGAAUUCAUCACCACUAUGCAAUGUUACUACAACUACAACUACAACUAGGACUAGGAGGAGAAUUCAUUACAAACCCUACAAUUUCAAUUUCAUGGCUAUCAUCACAUCUGCUUCCAAGGUAUAUGAUUCAGUGUUAGAGAACAAAAAGCAUGUCCUUUUAACCUCUCUUCAAGACACACACAGAGGACUCUUAACAACUCCUCAUCAACGUUCUUCUAUUGAACAAGCACUAGUGAAUGUAGAAGGGACCAACAUCGGUCACCCAAUUGAUUUCAACAAACUCGAUGGAACAUGGCGCCUCCAAUACACUUCUGCUCCUGAUGUUCUCAUUCUAUUCCAAGCUGCUGCUACACUUCCUUUCUUUCAAGUUGGACAAAUAUUUCAGAAAUUUGAAUGCCGUCAUAACUCUACCGGAGGUGUUAUUCGAAAUGUUGUCCGCUGGAGUAUUCCAAAUUUGUUAGAGGAACAAGAAGGUGCUACGUUGCUUGUAUCUGCCAAAUUUACUCUUGUAUCUGCACGCAAUAUUUACCUUCAAUUUCAAGAGAUCACACUUCAAGAUAUAAAUAUUAGUGAACAGGUCCAGGCUCUAAUAUCUCCAGCAUUACUACCGCGCUCUUUUAUAAGUUUGCAGAUCUUGCAAUAUCUACGUACUUUCAAAGCUCAAAUUCCCGUGAGGGAUCCAGGAAGGGAAUCCGUAGGAGGAUUAUAUUAUCUUAGCUAUUUGGAUGAUAAUAUGCUUUUGGGCCGUGCUGUUGGUGGAGGUGGUGUUUUUGUGUUUACAAGAGCCCAAUCACUUUACUGAUGACCAUUCAUCAGUAGUAGUUCAAAACUCGGACCGCUUGACAGAAAUAUUACAGUAACACUCCAUGAGCCAUCGUUACGGAAUUGAACAUAUGGAGAGAAACAAAUAGAACGGAGGCCUAUAGCCUAUUACAAAGGAUUCUCCUCAAUGAAAUCUAUGUGAUAUUAUUUGAUCUUGAUACUCUUUAGGGGAAGGGGAGGGUGUGUUGUAAAUAUGUUCUGUAUCUGUUGAUUUCAUUUUUGUUGUUGUACUUGUAUAUUGAUAUAGUUUAUGUUCAAUGUCACUUUUGAUAUCA